AGAGAAAAAAAAAAAAAUAAUAAUAAUAAUAAAACGAAGGAAAAGGAAAAAGAAAAAAGUUGUUGAUUAUCUCACACACUGGGAGGAGUGAAGAGUACCAAAUCACAGUCAUUGUUUUUGUGUCUGGUUGCUUGGGGUGACUUCUUGCGAAAUUAUGUGUUAAAUGUUUAGUGAUUUAAUGGUGGGAAAGGGAUGAACGAUCCAGAAAUGCGCCGUGAGAUCUCCGUUUUGCUCCAACCGAGGAGUUUGCUGAUUUUAUUGGCUGUUUUGGUUCUCAUUUUCAUCGCUUCUUCAUUUUCUCCACAGGAGGUAGAGAAACCGGAAGAGGUAUAUGAGAUCACACACAGAGUAUUUUUGGAUGUUGACAUAGAUAAACAACGUAUAGGGAGGAUUACGAUUGGAUUAUAUGGUCAAGUCGUGCCAAAGACUGUGGAGAACUUUAGGGCUUUGUGUACAGGGGAGAUGGGGAAGGCCUCUAAUGGUAAAGUACUACACUAUAAAGGAACCCCAUUUCAUCGUAUUAUACCAGGAUUCAUGAUACAAGGAGGAGAUAUUGUCUCGGGAGAUGGCAAAGGAAAUCAAUCGAUAUAUGGUGGCACUUUCCGUGAUGAGAAUUUCAAGUUGAAGCACUCACAUCCAGGUGUUGUGUCCAUGGUGAAUUCGGGACCUGAUUCCAAUGGCUCACAAUUUUUCAUUACAACAGUCAAGGCUUACUGGUUAGAUGGUGAGCAUGUUGUGUUUGGCAAAGUCAUAGACGGCAUGGAUACUGUGUAUGCCAUUGAAGGGGGUGCAGGGACUUAUAGUGGGAAGCCGAGGAAGAAGGUAAUUAUCACUGAUUCUGGAGAAAUACCGAAGAGCAAAUGGGAAGAAGAUAGCCGAGCCUCGACAACAUAACAAUAAAGGCUGCAAGAUUUUUGACAAGUUCAACUUAAAAUGAUCUGCUUAGAGUUUUCUUGAUGUGCAUAUGCUUCUGUGUCGAAAUCGUUACCGGAAAUUGACUUGGAAACUAAAACAAUUUUUAUAGUUGUGUUGUGCCUCUUGUGACUAUGUAUUAUCUAUCAAGAAUUUGUAGCAUGACAUAUAUGGGGUUACUGUAGAAAGAAAGAUCAGCAAGAGAGAGGAUUAGUACUAUAUAUGGCUUCCUUUGAAAUGAGAAAAAGGCUGCUUUGAGACAUGCCAACGAGUAACGAUUAAGCAAUUAUAGUUUUUCAACAUAUAUGUACAAAACAAGAACAAAAAAACAGUAUGACAUUUCAUAUCAUUAGUAUGUAUAUUUGUGAUAAAAGUAUAUUUAGUCGACUUGUUCGUACACAUAUGAACUUAAUUACUCUAUAGCUAUAAUAAAUUAAUAAUG
Messenger RNA from Striga asiatica, 1354 nucleotides. Lineage: Eukaryota; Viridiplantae; Streptophyta; Magnoliopsida; Lamiales; Orobanchaceae. The record is from the annotation of a GenBank genome assembly.